AUGCCCGCAAAGCAGCGCUUGGCCCAGCUCUCUGCCCAACUCAAGGCCCCCAACACCACGACCAGUGGCAUCAGCAUCAGCAGCUCACACCCCGUGCGCCUCAUAGUCGCCCCCGCCGGCACGGCCGUCAACACGCAGGCCGAGCAGUUCACCAAGCACGAGCUGCUGGGCCUGCGGCGCGCGGACCUCGACCCGGCGUCGCCCGUGACGCAGUUCCACAGCUGGUUCACGCUCGCGCAGCGCUCCGGGCAGAUCGGGCACCCGGAGACGUGCACGCUGUCGACGGCGGCGCUGCCGAGCGGCCGCGUCUCCUCGCGCGUCGUCUACCUCAAGGAGCUCGACGCCACCGGCUUCGUCGUCUACUCCAACUUCGGCACCAGCCGCAAGGCCGCCGACCUCGCCACCAACCCCUGGGCGUCGCUCGUCUUCUGGUGGGAGGCCCAGGAGCGCCAGGUCCGCGUCGAGGGCCGCGCCGAGCGCCUCCCGCGCGACGAGAGCCAGGCCUACUUUGACCUGCGCGCGCGCGGCAGCCGCAUCGGCGCCUGGUCGAGCCGCCAGAGCCAGGUGCUGCGCCCGGACCCGGCGGUCGAGGGCGACGACGGCCGCGCCCAGCUGGACCGCUGGGUGCGCGAGACGGAGGAGCGCUUCAAGGGCCAGGAGGAGAUCCCCGUGCCUGAGUUCUGGGGCGGCCUGCGCAUCGUCCCGGAGCGGGUGGAGUUCUGGCAAGGCCGCGAGAGCCGCUUGCACGACAGGUUUGUGUACGAGAAGGAGGGCGAAGGCGAAGCGGCAAAGUGGACGCUUGAGAGGUUAAGCCCGUAG
Messenger RNA from Phaeoacremonium minimum UCRPA7, 819 nucleotides. RefSeq names its product putative pyridoxamine 5 -phosphate oxidase protein. The transcript has a single exon. Gene Ontology annotation, biological process: pyridoxine biosynthetic process. The record is from RefSeq and is a predicted model, not a curated record. Bases 1 to 819 code for a protein of 272 amino acids. Lineage: Eukaryota; Fungi; Ascomycota; Sordariomycetes; Togniniales; Togniniaceae. Gene Ontology annotation, molecular function: pyridoxamine phosphate oxidase activity; FMN binding.